UAUUUUCAAAGACCGUUAAUAAUCGAUUAUUUGUUCUAAAUUUCCAUUUUCUUGCAUUGUUUAAAAAAAAUCUUAUCUUAAGAUUAUAAUUUUAUCCUAUUCCGAAGUAGCGUAAAGAAAUAAAGCUGUUGGAACUAUAUAAGAUGAAGCAAAAUUAACAAAAAUGCGACCGUUCAAGCAAACGUGCUAUGACGUAUUUUUUUCACCACAAACCAUGUUUAACAUAUUUAACAGUACAAUUAAUCAGAAUUCAAGUUUGUUAUCGACACAUAUGGCAUAAAGAAAGUGUAUCAUGUAAUAUUAGCUUUGCUUUAUACACAAUUUCGUUAAAGAUUAUAUAUUUACCGUGACUCGUGGAUAUCUUCGGGGAUUUUUUUUGUCAUUGCAAGAAAAGAUGACAGAUGUGCAAGUGAAGAUAGAGCUGGGCCACAAGGCAGUGCCUCGCGCCAAACCAACCAAGGAAGGGUUUACUCAUGACUGGGUGGUCUACGUCCGUGGACCUGAGCAGUACAACAUCUCAAACUUUGUUGAAAAAGUAGUUUUCAACCUUCAUCCAUCCUUUGAAAAUCCCAAAAGGGUUUGCAAGGAGCCACCAUACCAAGUUGAGGAACAUGGAUAUGCUGGUUUUGAGCUACCUAUUGAAAUUUUCUUCAAAAGCAAAGCUGAACCACGGAAAGUCCCAAUUCUAUACAAUUUGUUUCUGAACAUGCAAGAUCCUGUAAAUCAUUCCCGAUGUGAGAAACUGACUUUUCAGAAUCCGACUGAAGAAUUCAAAAAGAAAUUGUUGAAAGGAGGCGGAUGGCAGAUGCUGCCCCAAGAAGAUAAACAGUUUGAAAAUCUUUUUGGGACACCAAUCAAAACCACAGAUUCACCUAAGAAGGCUAAACAGUCAUCAUCAGCUUCUGCCAUGGAAAAACCAUCUCGUCUCAGUCUAGAUGACAACAAUAGCAGAUCUAGUAGUCAUGGAAAGUCGAAAGACAGAGACAGUUCAAGUAGUAGGGCAAUUUCUGGUAAGGACAUAGACAGCCAUUCUAAAGAACGAUCUUCAAAAGACAGGCACUCUUCCAAAGAGUCUUCAUCCUCCAGAAAACACACUGAAUCCCCAAUACCACCUUCAUCUAGCUCCUCUUCAUCAAGUAAAAGACAUUCACUUUCACCAGGCCGACAUGAACAGGGCAAAAAGCUGAAAAGAAGCUCUUCCUCUUCUUCAUUUUCUGGCAAACAAAAAAGCAAAGAGAGGGAAAGAGAAAAGGAAUUAGAAAAAGUAAGAGACAAGGAGAGAGAACGUGAGAAGGAAAGAGAAAGGGAAAAAGAAAUUGAAAGAGCUAAAGAAAGGGAAAAAGAAAUUGAAAGAGCUAAAGAAAGGGAAAAAGAAAUUGAAAGAGCUAAAGAAAGGGAAAAAGAAAUUGAAAGAGCUAAAGAAAGGGAAAGAGAAAAAGAAAUUGAAAAAGCCAAAGAAAGGGAAAGAGAAAUUGAACUAGCCAAAGAAAGAGAAAAGGAAAAGGAAAGGGAGAGAGAAAUUGAAAGAGCUAAAGAAAGGGAAAGGGAAAUUGAACGAGCAAAAGAGAAAGAAAGGGAAAGAGAAAAGGAAAGAAAAAAAGAAAAAGAAAGAAUACGUAAAGAAAGAAAAGAAAGGGAACAGUUGAAAUUGGAUAAAAGUGCCAAGAAGAGUGAAAAGUACAAAUCAAGUGAAAGUGAAGAGAGGAAGGAAAUUUCUCCAAUUUCAAGCAUUAAAAAAGAAAAGGACAAAUCCCCAGAAGAAACCAAACAUAGAUCUGACAAAGUAAAGCCAGUAAGUGGCGAAAGUAGGAAAAGUAUUAGUCCAAAGGAAAACACAUCCAAGGAUGAACAAAAGGAAAAAAGAAAAAGUUCAGAUUCAUACAGAGUGAAGGAAUCUGUAAAAGUAAAAGCAGAGAAGCAACCUGAACCAAUCAGUGCAAAGUUACCAGAACGAAAGCAUCUGGAGAAAAAGCAUUCAAAAUUGUCGGAACAUAGUAAAAAAGCAGUAGUUCAAAAGCAUAAACAGCUUUCAAAAAUAACCUCAAGAGAAUUGAUUGAUGAUCUGUCACUGUCUGACGACUCUGACUCAUCUGAGGUCAGUUCUUUAUCUUCUUCCACCGCUAGCACAGUAGGUCGGUCCAGAAGUUGCUCCCCUGUAGCCUCUGGCAGCGAAAGCGAGCCGGAGACGAAAGGUAGUCCAAGCCCAGCACCCAGUUCCAAUGAGAGUCCAGCCCCCUCACCUCACAUUGAGACGCCAUUAGGCAAGUUGAUGGCGAAUUUGCCAUCAGAAGAGUCAGAUGAGGAGAUCCAGGAGCGAGGCAGCAAACCGUUCACCAACCAAGCUGCAUCACGCUCCUCACCCCACGGAAACACGCCCAGAAAGAAGUCUGCUGCAGACGGGAGACAAGAGGGUCAGGUUUGGAAAACCAGCAUGGACACUUCUGUAUCAGAGCAGAACUUGCCGUUUAAUAAGUAUAUGAAGCGCCCUAGUGAAAGAGAUUUACCAAAAUUAGACAGUAGCAAGGAUAGAGGUAGUGAACCUCUUAAGCAUAGCAACAGUUCGGGUUUUAGCACAGAGAAUCCAAAAAAGAGACGAAAUGAUUCCACGUUAAGUAAUGGGUAUGAUGCAGGCAUAGAUUUGUGUGAAUCUGCGAGCAGUGAAGAUCUCCUGGAGCUGGUGGAGCUGCAACGCAAGCUGAUGACUAUCACUGACCCACAUGUCUUAAUGAAGGUUGUGCUGUUGAUUAAACAGGUGGGAAAGUUCAAAAUUGUGGAUUCCUCCUUUGACUUUGAUCUGUGUACGCUGGAUAGUUCUACUGUGCAAAAAAUUCAAGCCUACCUGAGUCAGUGUUAGUGUGAGAGUCACCAUGCAUUGAGUAGUAUUUGCAAGGGUCUCUUGAAAAAUGGGGCUAGAUGUAAGCAUGUAAGUAUUGUCCCAGAUAAGCCUGUGCAGUCUUAUCAGGGACAACUCUUUCCAUCUAAACGGGAUUUUUGUUAAGGAAAAGACCUCCGUUAAAGAAAACUUCUAUAAAAGCAGAAAGUGUCGUACCAGAUAAGCCUUUGUGCACAGCACAUGCUUAUCUUGGAUGACACUUUAUGCACAUGCAUUAAGCCAAAAUUUCCUUGAUCAGCUCAUUAUCCCCACGCUUUUUGAAAAGUGGGGAUAUUGUGGUUAUCUCCGCCGUCCGUCCAUCUGUCAGUCCUGGCCACUAUCUCCUCCUACACUAUAAGCACUAAAACCUUGAAACUUACACACAGGGUAGCUAUGAGCAUAUGAGCGACCCUGCACUAUUUGGAAUUUUGAUCUGACCCCUGGGUCAAAAGUUAUGGUGGUUGGGGUGGGGCCGGGUCAGAGAUUUUUACUCAUUUUUUUAGGUUAUUUUAAUAUAAUUUCUUCAUUUCUACACCAAUUGUCUUCAAAUUGAUACUGAACCUCUCUUAUGACAAUACGGUCAAUCUCAACUAUGCAUGGCCCCAUUACCAACCCUGGGGCGCCCCGCCCACAUAGGCCACGCCCACCCAAAAUUGCCUUUUACUAUAAUUUCUUCAUUUCUACGACGAUUUACUUCAAAUUGAUACUGAACCUCUUUAAUGACAAUACGGUCAAUCUCAGCUAUGCAUGGCCCCAUUACCAACCCUGGGGCGCCCCGCCCACAUAGGCAAAGCCCACCCAAAAUUGCCUUUUACUAUAAUUUCUUCAUUUCUACACCGAUUGACUUCAAAUUGAUACUGAACCUCUCUUAUGACAAUACGGUUAAUCUCAACUAUGCAUGGCCCCAUUACCAACCCUGGGGCGCCCCGCCCACAUAGGCCACGCCCACCCAAAAUUGCCCUUUACUAUAAUUUCUUCAUUUCUACACCGAUUCACUUCGAAUUGAUACUGAACCUCUCUUAUGACAACCCAUUACCAACCCUGGGGGGCUCCGCCCACAUAGGCCAUGCCCACCCAAAAUAUCCUUUUACUAUAAUUUCUUCAUUUCUACACCGAUUCACUUCAAAUUGAUACUGAACUUCUCUUAUGACAAUACGGUUAAUCUCAACUAUGCAUGGCCCCAUUACCAACCCUUGGGCGCCCCUGGGUCAAACAUGCGGCGUGGGGAUACGCGUCGGCCUUUGCCGCGCCAUUUCUAGUUUAAUUUGUUUUCAUUGUUUUUGAUUAACAACGAUUAACACAUAGUUCAAAUGCUUUAAACAAAAUUGCCAUUUUUAAAUUCAAGACCUAAAGUUGCAUGCAUACAAGAAUUAGAUGAGAUUUACAUAUAUAUUGAUUAUUAUGCAUUCUAUCAACUUUGUUAUUGUCUGUUUGAUACAGCUUUGUGAUUACAUAUAUUGACUUAAAGGGACUGUCAACAGCGAUUGACGAAAAAAGAAAAGUUCCGAAAUACCGUAUUUUUUUACAAUUAUUAGUUUAUUUUGAUUAAAAUAUCAUGACUGGUAUAUUACAUAACUUGAAAAAAGUUGUUAAGUUUUCAUAUUUUCAGUAUAUUCGGUAAUAAAUUUUACUGGGUAUGUCUACCAGGUAACUACCAGUUAACUAUAAAUAACGCAAGUAUAAGAUUGAUCAUCAUCGUCACGUGGUUAACCCAGGAAUGCUACUUGCGUUAUUUUUAGUGUGUAUAUCGUUAUGUCACCUAUUUUCACGAUGUUCUUUCGAUUUCACAUCGAAAAUUUUUAUUACCAAAUAUACUGAAAUUUGAACUUUUUUCAAGUAAUGUAAUAUACCAGUCGUGAUAUUUUAAUCAAUAUAAACUAAUAAUUGUACAAAAAUACGGUAUUUGAAAACUUUUCUUUUUUCGUCAAUCGCGGUUGACAGUCCCUUUAAACGUUUGAUAAACUCUCUUAAAGUAAGUAAGUUUUUAGUUUACAUUUCAAGCUAUUUUCUUCAUUGUGACACAAUUUAUCAUGUUUUUUAUGUUGUUAAAGUAAAUCAAAGGUUGAACAUUAAAUUAUGGUAUCUUUCAUGUACAUGUAUAUUGAUAUGUUCAGGAGGUAAUACCUUCAUUAUGUAUAUUUGAAAUAUUGUAAAGGUCAUGAAUGAAUGGUUGUGAAUGUUUCUUUUGGUUCAAAUCAUUAUUCCCAACCAAGACAAAUGCAUCUUUCAAUAAAAUACGCAUGUUAACUUCAAACCAGAACUUUAUGCAAGUUUAUUUUCCAUAUUUGUGUGUACUUUUAUGUUCCAUUAAUUUUGUAACACUUAAUAAGCCAUUAUAUUAACAAUAGCAAUCUUAAAAUGAAUAAGAGCCUAUCUAGUUAAUUAAAUAAAUUUAAGGUAGGACCUUUUUAUUGUAAAAUAUUUAUAUGUACUUAGAAAUCUAAAAAAAAACAUUUAUUAUGCAGCUAUUCCAAGAAUGAGGCUGUAUUGUGUUGUGCCUGUUGGUUAGUUAAUGGGCUUGUAGACCAAUUUGAUGUCUGCACAGUACACAAUAUAUCUAUGGAAUGCUUUUACCUACCUCAUUAUGAGGUGGUAUUCUGGAUGGUCAUAUCAAGAAUAUUCUGUUGGACUUAGUCGGAAGGCCAUGUUUUUGGUAAACCCAAAUUGACUGUUUUUUAUUAAGAUCAAUAUAACUUACUAAAAAGCGUUGAUACUUCUAUUCACGUUCAGCCCACUCGCAACAGCUGAUCUCAUUUUGAUCUUCCCCUACUUAAUCGAAUGGGCCAAUAAAUCGAUACUCAUAACUUCCAACAUAGCCUUCUGUGAUUAAUGAAAGCAUGAUCUGGUAUUCUAAGUGAACAUGUUUAGAGAUCUGAGUUUACAAAUUAAAAUGUUAUUGUCUUCCUAUCUCUAUACAGCAGUUGUGUUUUGUUGAAUGCAUCAAGUGCUUGUUUUGUUUUGUUUAUGGUGCAGAAUGAGGAGUCUUUACUCCAGUCUCUGUAUUUGCAACUUAAUGAUAAUAAAAAAUGCAACAUCGCACCCUGAUAA
This is a messenger RNA of Dreissena polymorpha, 5920 nucleotides long. RefSeq names its product protein AF-9-like. Gene Ontology annotation, cellular component: super elongation complex. The transcript is spliced from 6 exons. Gene Ontology annotation, biological process: regulation of DNA-templated transcription. The record is from RefSeq and is a predicted model, not a curated record. NCBI's taxonomy places the organism in Eukaryota, Metazoa, Mollusca, Bivalvia, Myida, Dreissenidae. The coding region runs from base 395 to 2854 and encodes 819 amino acids.